CCGAAUCAGUAGGCGACAACCAAUAAUACGAACGCUUAGAAUUCAAAUACAAGAUCCAUUUUUCGUCGCAGGUUAAUAACCGAUCAAGAAAUGGUGUUCGUUAGCGUUGCGCGAAAUGUUUGCUGAACAAAUGCUGACGAAGAUGCAAACGAAUAGUUUCAGGACUCACUCUGAACAUUUCUGCAAGUUCUUGGCACGUUGUCCUGGAAUUUGCGUCCACAACCUGUCGAAGAUACUCGUUGUUCACGAUUUUUGGUCUCCCUGAGCGCG
Messenger RNA from Acanthoscelides obtectus, 270 nucleotides. Lineage: Eukaryota; Metazoa; Arthropoda; Insecta; Coleoptera; Chrysomelidae. The record is from the annotation of a GenBank genome assembly.